Messenger RNA from Penicillium diatomitis, 2760 nucleotides. Its product is annotated as putative protein kinase Yak1. Gene Ontology annotation, cellular component: nucleus; cytoplasm. Gene Ontology annotation, molecular function: protein serine/threonine kinase activity; protein tyrosine kinase activity; ATP binding. Gene Ontology annotation, biological process: peptidyl-threonine phosphorylation; peptidyl-serine phosphorylation. NCBI's taxonomy places the organism in Eukaryota, Fungi, Ascomycota, Eurotiomycetes, Eurotiales, Aspergillaceae. The transcript has 7 exons. The coding region runs from base 1 to 2760 and encodes 919 amino acids. The record is from RefSeq and is a predicted model, not a curated record.
AUGGACCAUUCCGGUUGGCAGCCGUACCAAGAUCCCAUGAUGGGCCAGCCCCCCGCGCAGUUCAACGGCUUGGCGAGUCACCCUCCCCAGCAGCUGAGUACCAAGUAUGGUCAGCCGCCAGCCCAGGCACAACCGCCCAUGGGAUACACGUACGAGCACUAUCAGACUCUCGGCACAUCCUCCAAACCUCUCUCUGCCCACGCUGCUCAUCCCGGGUCAAAACCUGCCUCGAUGGCCUCCUCCCCCACAGCCACGCCACGCUCUCGGGAUUAUGUGACCGACACGGACACCACCAUGGAGGAUGCAGAUCCAUACAACCGGGCCAAGUAUCCGUCGCGACCAGCUCAUCAGAGUCGGGCAUCCUCGCAAUUCCUCAGCCAGGCUGAGGAAUCGUCGGCUGCACGCAGGUAUUCCCCGAUGAACGUGCUGUCGCCGCCCAUGUCGUAUCCCACCAGCCCCGGAAAGACCCAAGGCACGUACGAUUCGUCUCCAUCGGCCUCUGCGCAAGCUCGGCGCUCGCCCGCUCGCGCGGUCAACUAUGUCUCUCCGCCUCACAGCUACCAGUCCCCUCCAUCUGCUGGUCGAGUCCCUCGUCUUCCCCCGCUCCAAGCAGGCGACUUGAAUACAGACCACUUCUUCCCCUCGUCCGCCUCUAGCCACAUGAGUCCAGCAUAUGGAGCAGGAUCGCGGUCGCCACGGUCGGCCGCGGCGCCAGCGCCCUACCCUGGCCGUGGUCCAGUGCCCAAGUUCCAGAAGAUCAAGAGCGUACAGGAAUUGCAACCCCGAGUUCACACGCAGCCUGCGUAUCGACGAGCUAAUCCCGAGGGUGGCUUCAUUAGCGUAAGUGUCACAUUGAAUGCAAGCGCAUUUGGAGCCCUUGCUAACCACUGUUCCUCUGCGCAGCCUCUUCAAGCAUUGACGACUCACCUCCCAUCAACGUACCGCAUCUGCAAUCCCAACUUCAAUUACGAAUCCUCGCGAAAUCCUCGCCGUGUGUUGACAAAGCCGAGCAAGGGAGUGAAGAACGACGGUUAUGAUAACGAGGACAGCGACUAUAUUCUAUAUGUCAACGAUAUCCUGGGGAGCGAAGAAGCCGGUCACAAAAAUCGGUAUCUCAUUCUCGAUGUUCUAGGCCAAGGUACUUUCGGCCAGGUGGUCAAAUGCCAGAAUCUGAAAACCCAAGAGGUAGUGGCUGUCAAGGUCAUCAAGAACAAGACGGCAUAUUUCAACCAGAGCAUGAUGGAAGUGUCUGUUCUGGACCUCCUAAACAGCAAAUACGACAAGAACGAUGACCAUCAUCUUCUUCGCCUCAAGGAUACUUUCAUUCACCGGCAACAUCUGUGCCUUGCGUUUGAGCUUCUGAGUGUCAAUCUCUAUGAGUUGAUCAAGCAGAACCAAUUCCGAGGCCUCAGCACAACGCUAGUUCGGGUGUUUGCUCAGCAACUGCUGAACGCCUUGAGCCUGUUGAACAAGGCUCAUCUUAUUCACUGCGACUUGAAGCCUGAGAAUAUUCUUCUCAAAAACCUCGAGAGCCCCAUCAUCAAAGUCAUUGAUUUUGGCUCAGCAUGUGAUGAGCGUCAGACUGUGUAUACUUACAUUCAAUCCCGGUUCUACCGCUCACCUGAAGUAUUGCUUGGUUUGCCGUACUCCUCUGCGAUCGAUAUGUGGUCACUUGGCUGCAUUGUCGUUGAACUUUUCCUCGGAUUGCCUCUUUUUCCCGGUUCCUCCGAGUAUAAUCAGGUCUGCCGAAUUGUUGAGAUGCUUGGUCUUCCCCCAACAUGGAUGUUGGAGAUGGGCAAGCAAUCAAAGGAGUUCUUCGAAAAGGGUCAGGACGAAUACGGUCGCACGACCUACCGCCUCAAAACCUUGGAGCAGUAUUCACGAGAGCACAACACCAAGGAACAGCCCAGCAAGAAGUACUUUUCGGCGUCAACUCUGGAAGAAAUCAUUCGGAGCUACCCCAUGCCGAGGAAGAAUAUGAAGCAGGCUGAGAUUGAUCGAGAACUCAACAAUCGGGUAGCCUUCAUCGACUUUGUUCGUGGUCUUCUCACGAUCAACCCGCUCGAGCGCUGGUCGCCGCAGCAAGCCAAGUUGCACCCCUUCAUUACCCAGCAAAAGUUCACUGGGCCGUUCAUGCCGCCCAUGAACUUGAAGUACUCGGCUCCAAACAAGACUGUAGCCCCAGGUGUUCAGCAGCAGCAACAAGCCGAGGCUGCUAGCAAACAGCGAGCCGCCCAAGUUGCGCAUGCGCAGUCGGCAUAUAACAUGCAGAUGAAUCAAUUCCACACGCCGCCCGCCCAUAAUGCGCAGGCCCCGCCGGUUUACAAUGGAAUGUAUCAACAGGGCGCGCCCCCGCCGUACCCAACGCAGCCGCCCGGCUAUGGUCAUCAGGUGGGAAUGGCCCAGGGCCAGGUUCCUCAGCAAGGUCAAUACGCCCCAUCUCAAAGUCUUUACGCCCAGGCCACAACCAGGGCUGGGCGUCAACGUGCCUCAACAAUGGAUGUACAAGGAGGCGGUGUCCCCACAACUAUUCAACGUGUGGCAAGUCACUUGGAUCCCAACGCACCCAUUCGCCUGCAACCCAGUCCUGCAUACUACCCGCCUCCGCCUGAUGGAUACGUCGACCCAAACAACGCUAAUCAGCGACGGCGUGGUAGCCGUGCCACUGGGCAAGGAAACCAACGGAAUCGAGACUUUAUCCGCACCCUUGAGGAUGGCGUACUAGGUGACACUUACAUGAGUCAGAAUCAGUGGCACUAG